UGAAGGAUUUCACGAUCCGUUCCACGAAAAAUGCAGUGAUGUCUCAUCUUCUUUUAAAGGCGAUUAGGUAGUGAAAAAGUAUUAGGAAAGCUCCAUUGAAACUGUUCAGGGUAUAUUGAAAAUAAGUGUUGAAGCGCAUACCCGAAAACCAGUGCAAAUGCAAAGCGUUGCUCGAAACAUAACUCGACGCUUUGCAUCAAAUGUCUGGAGGAAUCCCGGGAAACCAUUUUAUUUCGGAAAGUGUUUUAUUCAGUACUUGAGAACAUGCCUGUCACAGUUGAGAACUAUAUCCAUGGGGAAUUCUUUAAGUACGUAAACAACGAUGAAGAGUGCUUAGUUCCUCCCAAUGAAAAGUCACACGAGUUUUUCUUAAAAGCACAGUGUCUUACUCAUUUCAGUAUGAAAAUAGCAACGAAGAACUUAUGCUUUUGCAUCUUCAAGGUUCCAAAUAUUCACUCUACGAUCCACAAAUAUCUACAACUAAGCCUUAUGAUGCUUUAACGUCUAUAAGCAAAUCAAUUAUUCUUAACAAAGAAACUUAUUUUUGUGCAGGAAAUUUAUCAUUUUAUGUGAGCAAUGAAGUCAAACGGCAACAUAAUUGUGCAAGUUUUGCGAAAGGAUGGGACUUAGCAACCUGCCUAGAUGUUAUGGUUUCUCUUUUUUUAUGACACAAGUAGCUACAUACCAACAGAAGCUAAAGUCCUGAAUCUAUAAUGAAGAAAAAUUUAAAAAUGCUGAUUUUUAUUGUUCUGGUUUCAAGUAUAUUGAUUCAAUUAUGUUUGUACACAGGGUAUUUAAACACUAAAGAUUAUUCAUCAUAUGGACAACAGCCAAAACUAAAAAUGUGGGCAGAGAAACUCUUCUCACAGAUUGCACCUCAAACGCUGCAAAUCAUAGAAAAUUUUGGCAGUAUUUUUGAUGGGGACUUAUCAAGCAACCUCACAUGGAGGUUUGACUUUAGUUAUCUCACGCAACGAAAAUUUUGCUACAGCUAUAAGGAGAUGACAAGUUUUAACCCUAAUGGAAAAAAUGGGGACUUUUCCAAUGCAGUUGAAUUUGCAAAAGGAGGGCUUGUUUUGUUCGAGGAUUAUGGUUCUGGUGUAUUUCAACGUUUGGCAAUGAUUCACAAACUAGAAAAAAAUGACCAUGUUUUCUUUGAGAUAGAUGGUGAAGAGCUUAUUGAAAUUCCAGUCUUCGUGAAUAAGUCAUUUAAUUACCCAUUUCCAAAGAUUUUUUUGCGGCUAAAUGAUAAGGGAAGAAACAGAGCUGGCUUGUACGUAACACAUCCAAUAUCUUAUGCCAAAAGUUUUCGCAUUAUAGUAAGAUGGCCAGGAAGUGAUCAUAUUGAAACAAACACGGCGUGGAACGAAUCUUUUGUAUGCCGCACAACGGGAGCACUAUGUAAGAAUGUUUUCUACCAUUCGGUUAUUUCCAAUAAAUUGGCACAAGGAACAGAAAUUAAAACUCAUUUCAAGGACUAUGUUUCACAACAGCCUUUAUCAAAAGAAAAUUUAUUGCGAGGAUUUACAAAUGCACUUUCAAUAAUGGCAAAUGAUCCUGAAAAAUUUGCUCCCGGAUUAGGAAGAAAAUGUUCACUAUUUUGUCGAAGAGUUAAACCGGGAGAAGACAUCGUCUUAUUUGAAGCUAACAACGGAUCUCACGUAAUUCACUCACUACGUCUUAGAGUUUAUGAUAUGUUAAAUGGCCAAACUGUAAUCUCACAAAAUUGGAUGCGAAUUCUUAUAACCAUGACAUGGGACAACAAAGAGCCACAAGUCAAGGACAUUCCAUUGGCAGGAAUUUUAAUACUGGUCUUGAUUACAUAA
Messenger RNA from Xenia sp. Carnegie-2017, 1826 nucleotides. RefSeq lists its product as uncharacterized. Lineage: Eukaryota; Metazoa; Cnidaria; Anthozoa; Malacalcyonacea; Xeniidae. The record is from RefSeq and is a predicted model, not a curated record. The transcript is spliced from 5 exons. Bases 714 to 1826 code for a protein of 370 amino acids.